AAUCCUAGGGAAAGAUCGUGUAAAAUUUUUUGAGAAACUGGUGGUAUCAGAUUUAGAAGAAAUGUUAUACGGCACUUCAACAUUAUCACUGCUUACUAACGAGCACGGCGGAUGUGCAGAUAAGGACUUGGCUCAUAUACGUAGAGAAUUAGAUAAAGUUCAGAGGCAAGGAUGGCUUGUUCACAUGGAGGUCGUUAAAGAUUAUGCUUUAUUGGCUUUACAAGGUCCAAAAGCUGCGGAAAUUAUUAAAAGACUAAGUGACAGAGACCUAACAGAUUUCAAAUUUAUGACGUCCAGAUUUAUGAACAUUAAAAAAAUUGAACUUCACAUUACACGAUCAGGAUAUACUGGAGAAGAUGGAUUUGAGGUGACAUUAACCGCCAACCGCUUUGCAAAACUUUUACUGGGUUAUCCGAGUGUUCAAUUCGCUGGUCUUGGAGCUCGUGAUAGUUUACGCUUAGAAGCUGGUCUUUGCUUGUACGGACAUGAUCUAGAUGAAUCAAUAACUCCAGUAGAGGCCGGAUUAUCUUGGACCAUAGGAGCUGAGCGAAUUUUGAGGCAACUUAACGACAAAUCAACGAUAUUACGCCGUCGUAUUGGGCUUAUUGUGGAAGGCGCACCAGCUAGAGGCAAAGUGACAAGUGGAGGUCCAUCACCAACUUUACAAAAAAACAUUGCAAUGGGUUAUGUGAAAACUGAAUGUAGCAAAGUUGGAACCUCUUUGCGGGUUAAAGUUCGCAAUCGCAUGCAAGAUGCAAAAGUCGUAAAAAUGCCUUUUGUACCUGCAAGAUACUAUAGGUUGAAUGAAUAA
This is a messenger RNA of Acaulospora colombiana, 811 nucleotides long. The record is from the annotation of a GenBank genome assembly. NCBI's taxonomy places the organism in Eukaryota, Fungi, Glomeromycota, Glomeromycetes, Diversisporales, Acaulosporaceae.